GCAGUUUUACCGCCGCCAACACAGGUUUGUUAUGUUCCAAACUCGCAGUAUCGCCAUUUGCCAUUUUUACUUGCAAUUUACGAUUGUUUUUGCGAUAGCUUUCGCAGAUACGGCCACACAGACAGACGUGACUGCCGCGGACCUGAAGGCGCUGGAGGAGGAUAAUCAGCGUCUUACAUCAGAGCUACGGACACUAAGGAUUCAGAAAAGUGCACUUGAAAUUACCGAGCUGUCAUUGCGUGAAGACCCAGAGAAAGUCUCCUUUUACACUGGGCUUCCAAGUUUUGCUGUUCUCUUUUCUAUCUAUCAGCUACUAGAAGUGUCUGUUAAGCAUACUCCACAGCGCUGCCUUGGUAAGUUUCAAGAAUUCGUGGUGUUCUUGAUGAAACUGAAGUGGAACUUCCCAUUGCAGGACCUUGGAUAUCGCUUUAGGGUUUCCGAGUCAACAAUAAGUAGAGUAUUUGACAGGUGGCUACACACUGCUUUUUGGCGGCUGAAGGAAACUAUUGUGUGGCCUUCACGCGAUGAAAUUUGUAACACAAUGCCACAGGCAUUUUAUGACUCUUUCGGUAGAAAGGUAGCGCUGAUAAUUGACUGCUUUGAAAUUAAAAUUGAGCGACCGUCCUCUCUACAGCCAAGAUGCGAGACGUGGUCACAAUAUAAGUCAAGCAAUACCGCAAAAUACUUAAUAGGCAUCUGUCCACAGGGGAUAAUCACAUUCAUAUCAAAGGGCUGGGGAGGUCGAACAUCUGACAAACACAUAACCGAGAACUGUGGAGUUCUGGACAAGCUGUCACACGGUGAUGUCGUUCUCGCGGACAGAGGGUUUGAUAUUGCUGAUAGUUUAGGCUUGUACUGUGCCAAGUUGCACAUCCCUGCUUUUACAAAAGGGAAGAGGCAGCUGUCAGCUAUGGAGGUAGAAACCACAAGGAAGAUUGCAAAUGUCAGGAUACAUGUAGAAAGGGUCAUAGGUUUGGUACGAAACAAGUAUGUGAUAAUGAAAGCUGUUCAGCCAGUUCAUUUUGUGACACGUAAAGAAGGUGACAAUAUUGCCCUGUUGGACAAGGUAGUAACAGUGUGCUGUGCACUGACGAAUUUUUGUUCAUCUGUUGUGCCUGUGAAUGAUGAAUAGCUUUUUUCUGGAUGCAAUUGAAUUGAUGUGCUCUUUACAUUCAGCAAAUUUGUUUUUAGUGCAUGCCUGAAAUCCUUUUUUUCCUGUGUAUUAAUGCAAUGUUUACAUGCAGGUGAAUUUUCGUGAAUGAGUAUUCAUAUUGUAUUGUUUACAUGCAGGGGACUUUUUCGAGUGAGUGUUUGCCUUUAUUUUUGAACAAUCUUUUAC
Molecule: messenger RNA, 1339 nt
Organism: Rhipicephalus sanguineus (brown dog tick)
Lineage: Eukaryota; Metazoa; Arthropoda; Arachnida; Ixodida; Ixodidae
Exons: 1
Coding region: 32-1132 (366 amino acids)
Source: RefSeq, a predicted model, not a curated record